GCAGGCUGACCCGGAAGCUGUGCUGUCUGGAGGCGCAUAGAGAACAUCCAGCCUCUUCUCUGCUUUAUUAAAGCCUUUUUUGCGAGGAAAAAACACUCUGACAUCGAAAUAAAAGAAAGAUGGCAGAGCCUCGAUUCAAUAAUCCAUAUUUCUGGCCACCACCUCCCUCUAUGCCUGGUCAACUGGAUAAUCUGGUUCUUAUCGACAAGAUCAAAGAGCAACUGAUGGCAGAAAAAAUUAGACCUCCGCAUUUGCCGCCCACCACUGUUCCCUCUCAGCAGACUCUGCUGGUGGCCUCUUCACCUUCAGAAGGUGGGCAACAUGUGAUGUCUAUCCCCAAGCUACAGCAGGUGCCGGGUCUUCAGGCCCACAACUCCUCUCAGCCCGACAUCGCCCUGCACGCCCGCCCAGCAUCCAGCACCAUUGCAGAGCUGAAUAUAGAUGACAAGUCUACAGUGAAGGCAAAGGGGUUAUGGGAAGAUUGGCACAUGCGACAAGCAUUGGACCAAGCCUCUAGAGUCAACCAUCGCUCAGCAGGUCUGACGCUGUCAUCCCGCACAGAAAGCCACAACACCUCUGAGGCUAUAACUCCCACAACCCCGACAUCUAGCAGCCAGAACCGCUUGGGCGGCGCACCUUCCUUAAACACCAUUUCCGGCCUGGCCAGCGGUCCUGGCAUGGACCAUGUGAAAAGUGGAGGUCUGGUGGGGAUGCUGGGACCACAGCCCAAAGCUCCCCGGGGCCGCAAGAAGAUUAAAGCUGAGAACAACACUGGCCCAUUGUUGGUGAUGCCCUAUCCGCUUCUGGCCUCAGGCCCUGACCAGGCAGUUACCAUCGCCAAAGAGGGAAAAACAUACAGGUGUAAAGUGUGUCCCCUUACUUUCUUAAACAAGUCAGAGAUGCAGAUUCAUUCCAAGUCCCACACAGAGGUCAAACCCCACAAGUGUCCUCACUGUUCGAAGUCAUUCGCCAACGCCUCAUACCUAGCACAGCACUUACGUAUUCACUUAGGCAUUAAACCCUACCACUGCUCCUAUUGUGAGAACUCCUUCCGCCAACUAUCACAUCUCCAGCAGCACACCAGGAUUCAUACUGGUGACAGACCAUAUAAAUGUGCCCAACCAGGAUGUGAAAAGGCAUUCACACAACUCUCGAACUUACAGUCUCACCAGAGACAACAUAACAAAGACAAGCCAUACAAGUGUCCGAACUGCUACCGUGCAUACACAAACUCGGCCUCCUUACAGAUCCAUCUCUCCGCACAUGCCAUUAAGAACGCUAAAUCGUACUGUUGCAGCAUGUGUGGGCGCGCAUACACCUCAGAGACCUACCUUAUGAAGCACAUGUCCAAACACACCGUGGUGGAGCAUCUGGUCAGCCACCAUUCCCCACAGAGAACAGAAUCUCCCAACAUCCCCAUACGCAUUUCACUUAUUUGAGCUUCCUCCUCCAUGCUAUUCUAUUUAUUACAAGGUAUUUUGUUCACUGCAAUAGUCUUCCAUUAAAGGGGUCCCAUUAUGCUAUUUUACAAAGUCUUGAUUUUGUUUUGGGGUGUACAAGAACAGGUUCUCGUACUAGGUUUAAAAAAAAUAAAAAAAA
Carassius auratus (goldfish) is the source of this 1599-nucleotide messenger RNA. It is a transcript of the gene znf362b, whose product is annotated as zinc finger protein 362b. Gene Ontology annotation, cellular component: nucleus. Gene Ontology annotation, molecular function: DNA-binding transcription factor activity, RNA polymerase II-specific; RNA polymerase II cis-regulatory region sequence-specific DNA binding. The record is from RefSeq and is a predicted model, not a curated record. The coding region runs from base 120 to 1439 and encodes 439 amino acids. Gene Ontology annotation, biological process: regulation of transcription by RNA polymerase II. The transcript has 9 exons. Lineage: Eukaryota; Metazoa; Chordata; Actinopteri; Cypriniformes; Cyprinidae.